ACGGUUCGAGGCUUGUCGGGCGGUGAGAUGUUUUGAAAAUUAGAAAAAACGAAUGAAAAAAAAAUACGUAAAUUAUGAAUUAACGAGUUUUAAAAAAUUAGUUAUGCAUUAUUGUUAGUUAAAAAAUAAUAAUAAUUGAUGCUAGUUGAUAUAGCGCGAUACAAAAGAAAUACCAGCUUAUUUUGUAUGUUCCGGAUUAAUGCGGCCGUUCGCUUUGUUAACUGUAACCUUAUAGUUUUGCAAAAAAAGUUGUCAAAUAAAACAGGUUGAUCAAUAAAUAUGAAAAAAUAAAGAAUAUGUCUAAAGAAAUAUUUGGAGAGAAAUACGUAACUAAAAUUUGUUUCAAAGAUCUUAGAAAAUGGGCGUCGUUGUAAACCUUACGAAUUAUGUGUUAUAAUUUCGAUGAAUGAAAUUUUAUUCAAGUGCUCAAUAUUAUCAAAAUAUAUUUGUGGUGGUGUGCACGGUGCCCAAAUAAAGCAGAAUAGCUGUUAUGCCGAAAUAUUGGAUUACUCAUUAAAUUGGAUUAUCGAUAAUCAAUCACAGUUGGAUAUAAACAUUGUGAAUAUCAGAGGAAAACUUUAGGACUUAUAAAGACAUGAUCUUAUACGGCAAUAGUUGGAUGCAGUUUUACCGGACAUCUUUUCCAUCAAAAACGGAUUUUCGAUCGAAUUGAAUAAAGUUCGGACGAGAAAUUAGCGGCAUCAUUUAAGCAGAACAUAGAUGGCCUGUCGUAACAAUUGAGCGUCUCGCUGCUGAUGUCACUCACUCAUUCAGUCACUCACAGCUGUCAUGUUGUGCAUGUAGUCAUGACAAAUAUUUCACGUACAAUUUUGCCAAAUUUGUGUGUCAAUUCUAAAUUUGACAUACAAUAAAUGAUGCGAUCAUUAAAAGAUCACCACUUCAAGAUACUACAAUACAUAUAAUCAAUUAAACAAAGACGAAUAAGGCGCAGGCGAGCAAAAAAAAAAACAAAACAAAACCAAGAGUAGCAGUUACAAAGGCCCUGUAUGCCAUCAUCGUUGGCAACGACAUCUUAGAACAAAUAUCAUUUGUUUGUGUGUGUGCGUGCGUGCGUGCGAAAAAACGCCUACCGCCCGCGCUAAUGUUUGCUUGGUUGUGCUGAUCGAAGUAAACGACAGCGACGACGAGUUAUCAAUUAAACGUUUACGAUGUUUAGUUAGCCUCAAUUAUCUUUAAUUGUUGGCAUAAUUUGUCAACAUCGUGAAAUUUAAUUAAACGAUUUUACCAUCACCAACAAUUGCCAUUGCGAAGUCCAAGCGCAAGGGAAAAUCGCUGGCACCCCACGAGCCUAAACAUCAGCAUCAUUGCCACCAGAGCCGAACAGUACUCUCACAGCAGCAAACACCCAUGGAAAGUUUAAAAAAAUAAUGAAAAAAGAAAUAAUUGCUCAUUCAAGAGAAUGACAAUUGAAAUGUCAACACGCGAGUGCAUAAAUGAAUAAAACAAGCAAUAGAAGAAAAAAUAGCAAAGAAAAGCAAUUUAAGAAUUAGAAAAAAGCUAUGAAAUGUAAAUCAGUUUCUCAGUGAAAGAAAAUAGUUUAAUAUCAUUUUUGUUUUGUUUUUAAACUACACAAACAUGGCAACCCUACAUGACUUAACCUCAACCAGCAUUUCCGCUCGCAGUGCAUUGUCUUUGUAUUGUAGGGCAAGCAAAUCAAAGCAAUUAAAUCAUCAUGAGCGACAGUCUUACCACUUUCCUUACUUUGGAGAUCACCAUCGAAGUCUUAAAAACUUCAAUCAUUUGGGCCUUCCUUGGAAUUUACCUGUUUUAUUGGUACUUUCUUCGUUAUGCGUGACGAUGUCCCAAGGUGCUACAUUACAUCACAAAGAAUACCGCAGUGCGGCUUUAUUUGCCUUAAAUAAUUUUACCGAUCUAUAUGAUGCAUCAUCUUCGUCAUCAUCGUCUUUCUCAUCGCCUUCAUCUGCCAUAAAGUCCAUGGAUUUAACAAGUGUCGAACAGAAUGAUGUGGAUGUACCGGAUUUCAAUUCGCCACGUUCAUCAUCGUCAUCAUCAAGAAAUGAGCACAUGGAUACAAAACAAAAUACAGGUUGUCCCUUAACCACAAGUUCACACUGUUUGAAAUGCAAUCGUGAGGGUUGCAUUAAAUGCACCUUCUAUUUGGUCACCGAUACACGGCAAUGUGUCGAUCGCUGUCCCUCAGGGUAUGUGGAUCAAUGGUCGGCGCAUACAGAGUUUAUGGGUCGUGUUUGCGUGCCCAUAGGUUAUUCCGGAGCUUUGAUGGCUGCGUUGGCAGGCAUGUUUGGUGGAUUUCUGGUAUGCCUCUCCAUAUUGGCUGUGGCCGUUAUGUUGGUGAAAAGAAGACGUAGACGCAAGGCCAUAAAACAAAAAUUAAUCAAUGAAAACACCAUGGAUCGCUCAGAUUUCCUGAGGCAAUUGAACGAUAUGCGUCCAAAUGCUGAAUACUUUUUGGCCAUGCUCAAUGAUACAAGAAGGCAGAUAAGAAAACUCUAUUUGGCAGGUGAUGUGGCGGCGGCCAAUUCCUAUAGGCCCAUUGUCAGAGAUCUGGCUAGGAUAUUGAUAUUGCUGAAUCGUCCCAUAGAGCUGAUACCAGCGGCACCGCACGAUUGGAAUCGCUUGUACUCAUGGUCCGAACAGAUGCUGGAACGUUAUAGGCCUCAGGUAGGCCAACUUAUAGAUUUCUUUCAGACUUCAAAUGGCGUGGAUGUGGAUGAGUUCGAUGCCACCUCGGUGUAUAGACAGAAAGUGGGAGGUGGGGGUUUCUAUAAGCAAAGUGCCACCCUGCAGUCAACUUCUACAUUGGGAGGUGGCAAGGGAGGAACCAAAUCCCAGAAAAUGCAUUUGUUUGGCUCACUCAUUAGUCUGCAUGAGUUCGAGGAGCCCAGACCCUCCGAUCCCUUUGGCAGCAGCUUUAAUACGCUCAAGAGCGGCAAUCUUAUAUCAGAUCUCAAUGCAAGUUCUCUGUGGCUAGAGGAUGAGUUCUACAAACUGGGCUUUCGACCGCAAGAUGAAAUAACGACUGAAUUAUAGGUGUUUUUAUUUUAAUUGUUCAAGCUUUGCUUUGUUAAUUUUAUGAAUUUUUACAAAAACAAAAGAAAAACUCCAUGUACUGUGAAUACAAGCAAUUUUAGAUUAAUAAUCGAUGUGAAUAUGUAGCAAUGAAGUAUUAUUUGUUGAAGAAGUCGGUCCAAAUGAUCAAACGAAAACUCAAACUCAAAUAAACUAUGUGCUCAAAAUAACCACUAGAACAAAUGUAAAUAAUUUUAAAUAAGUAAAAAUAAAAACAAAAAAACUCAAACGCAA
This is a messenger RNA of Stomoxys calcitrans (stable fly), 3303 nucleotides long. RefSeq lists its product as uncharacterized. Lineage: Eukaryota; Metazoa; Arthropoda; Insecta; Diptera; Muscidae. The record is from RefSeq and is a predicted model, not a curated record. The transcript is spliced from 4 exons. The coding region runs from base 1597 to 3030 and encodes 477 amino acids.